Molecule: messenger RNA, 1575 nt
Organism: Phytophthora infestans T30-4
Lineage: Eukaryota; Oomycota; Peronosporomycetes; Peronosporales; Peronosporaceae
Exons: 3
Coding region: 1-1575 (524 amino acids)
Source: RefSeq, a predicted model, not a curated record
AUGACACGACGGACCAGCGACGUUGCUUCUGCGGGCUUCAGUCCUACGACGUGGACGACAGACGCGUUACCUCCCGUUGAGCUGUCGACUGAUCAACGGGAGAAAUACCGACUGCUUGCAACUCAAUUGCUCUCAAACACACUCCGGGAUUAUGACAUUUACUCUGCCGAUCCGAGACAACGGCUUAUGAGUCGACGGCGAUGGAAACCCGUGAAGACCAGAGAUCACAUCACCGUGUACAAGGAGCGCUAUCCGACGCCGAGCUCUCUGGCAUCUACAGACCACCUUUCUGGUCCGCCGUCACGAACUAGUCGGGCCAGUCUAGCAGACCGCGUGUCCAUGGCCUUCCGUAGCAACGAGUGGACAGAGCCCAAGCUACUCGUGGCCGCAGGUUGGGUAGAAGGCACGCUCGACGACGUCAUGUACGGCGUCUCCUCGCCCGAUGCACAGAGCAUGUUAAUGAAAGCAACAGUAGUCAAGAACGCACUAAUCAAUGGCGCGGUACUAGCCUGCAUCGACGCGCCUUGCGACGCUGACCCGUUCCGAUUUCUUGGCAUUAAAUGGUUCGUGAAAGGCCCUCCGACAGGUCUCCAGGGCAUCGUGAAGCCUCGAGACUUGGUGUUUAUUGAAGCUACAGGGAUCACAACCCGACCUAAUGGUGAGCGCAUUGGCUACCAGCUUCUCCACUCGGUGGAUCUGCCUCAGUAUCGUGACAUGGAGCCGCGUUCUGGGGUCGAAGUAACGCGCGGUCGAAUCUCAAGCUGCUCAAUAUUCAGGGAAGUACCCGCAGGACUUGGAAGCAGACAUUCCAAAGUCGACGUGUACGUCAAGGGAUAUGUAGAGGCGCACGGGAAGCUGCUGGACUCAGUGGCUCUUACCGCCGCUUCAACAGGUCUGAUGAGCUCCUGGAACUCUGUAGAGUGUGCGAACCUCAAGAAACUCAUGUGGUGCUUCCGCCAGCAGCCUGACUGGGGAUGUGGCCGACGUCGCAACAAGCAUCGACCCAGUCAACACUCCCACGCCAGCAACAGUCUUAGCUACUCAAACUUAAGUCAAAUCGGCAACAACACUAACAGUAUGAGCACUACACGUCGGCCACCUCGCCGACAGGAGUCUGAGGACGCACACGUAUCUACGUGUGGCACAUGUAUCAAACGUCUGACCAAGCUAAGCGGUGCGAUCUCCUGCGCGCUGUGUCAUCAAAGCACUUGCUCUCGCUGUCGAGUGUCUCGGACACUGAAAGAGGUGAACGGGGAGCUGUGGCUGCGUCAAGAAGACGUGCUCAUCUGCAAGCGCUGUGUCCUUCAAGUCGACAAUCUCGCGGCUGUGGACGUCGCGCGAGCGGAAAGCUUCGCCAGCACAGGUGUGACAACCGACACAGGUGCGAGCAAUACGACGCUGCCAACAGAAGAAGAAUACUCAAUCUCUAAGGAGAAUGUACCGCUGUCAGACCGCGAGCGUCGAGAACAAAUCUGGUCGCAGAUAGUGGAGCUGCGCAUGGUGGCCGAGUCCAUCUACCAACUCACUUUAGAGACCUCCGAGUCGCUCAAUACCCCACCACGGACCCACAGAUGA